This is a messenger RNA of Trichophyton rubrum CBS 118892, 1449 nucleotides long. RefSeq lists its product as uncharacterized. The transcript is spliced from 4 exons. Gene Ontology annotation, molecular function: chromate transmembrane transporter activity. The record is from RefSeq and is a predicted model, not a curated record. Lineage: Eukaryota; Fungi; Ascomycota; Eurotiomycetes; Onygenales; Arthrodermataceae. Bases 1 to 1449 code for a protein of 482 amino acids. Gene Ontology annotation, biological process: chromate transport.
AUGACAGGAACUACUGCAACAUCCUUAGCAACGGGGCAUCCCGCUACUGAUAUCGAAGCCCUACCCUCAGCCAGCGGGGAUGUCAACAAGGGGACGAACACGGAGUCUUUAUCUGCGACCUCUGAAGCAAGCCCUUCACAGGAGGAGGAUGACCUGACCAUUUCGAAUGCGCCUAGGCUCCCCUUGCACCGUCUGUUCUGGUUCUUCUUCUAUAAUUUCGGCCUCUUCGCCUGGGGUGGUCCUGUCGCCCAAAUCGCUCUUAUCAAAGAGAAAUUGGUCGUCCAAGACAAGUGGAUCACACUUGCCAGAUUCCAACGAGUCUUUGCUGUGUACCAGAUCCUCCCAGGCCCAGAAGCUGCUGAACUAUGCAUGUUCUUCGGGUGCUUGAGUGCUGGCAGAAUCGGUGGUAUUGUUGCUGGCCUGGCGUUCAUCUUGCCUGGAUUUACUCUGAUGCUGGUUGCCAGCUACUUGUAUAGUUUGGCAGGUUUUGAGAAUAAAUACGUGAAUGCCAGCUUUCGAGCAUUGCAACCUAUUGUAGCUGCCAUGAUUCUGAGAGCUGUGCAUAAGAUAGCCGACCAUUCAGUUGUCAAGCCCCGGACAAAGAAAGUAGACCCAUUCCUGAUUAUUGCGAUGGUCUGCACGAUGGUCAAUAGUGCCCUACGCAUCAACAUCUUCAUCUCUCUCGCUGUCUAUGGUAUCCUUUACAUGCUCAUCUCCCGCCGUCUUUGGAUCCCGGCAAGUAUCAUCUUUAUCCUCCAAUAUGUGGUUUAUGCCAUCUAUGUUGUCUUCCGUGGCGUACCCUUGCCGGUCUCUCUCGCUCUUGGAAUCGCAAAAUCACCGUCUCUCAUCAACCUCUUCGUGCUUGGCUUAGUGGCCGGCACUCUCUCCUUCGGUGGCGCGUAUACUGCAAUACCAUUUAUCCAGGUUGAAGCAGUUCUCAAAGGUGGAUGGCUGUCUCAAAGAAUUUUCAUUGAUUGCAUUGCCAUUGGAAAUGUUCUACCAGCCCCUCUUGUCAUAUUUGCGACCUUCGUCGGUUUUCAAGGUGGCCUUGUAGAUGGCGGCCUGGGGAAUGCAUUUGGAGGAGCAGUGGUAAUUACAAUUGGCAUGUUUUUCCCUUACUUUUUGUUUACCAUUGCUGGGUUUGACCUCCUGGAAAAGCUGGUUCAUAACAAGUUCCUAGCAAGUUUCUUUGAUGGCCUAUGUGGCUCCGUUAUUGGUGUCAUAGCGAUUAUUGCCUUCCAGAUCCUUAAAUCCAGUGUUAGAGGUGGCGAGCAAGAUUCCCAGCUCAAACCCGUGGAGCGGUCGGUUUCCAAAGCAGCGAACAGCGGUCCUGCGGCGGUCUUAUACUUACUCACGCUGGGUAUUUUGUACAAGGCCAACAAUAAGUGGGUUCCUCUCUUGCUUGUAGUUUUUGGAUCCGUCGCCGGGCAGUUUAUAUUUGUUGAUUAG